This is a messenger RNA of Mustela lutreola (European mink), 1984 nucleotides long. RefSeq names its product sphingosine-1-phosphate receptor 1 (gene S1PR1). The transcript has 3 exons. Gene Ontology annotation, cellular component: membrane. NCBI's taxonomy places the organism in Eukaryota, Metazoa, Chordata, Mammalia, Carnivora, Mustelidae. Bases 522 to 1670 code for a protein of 382 amino acids. Gene Ontology annotation, molecular function: sphingosine-1-phosphate receptor activity. Gene Ontology annotation, biological process: sphingosine-1-phosphate receptor signaling pathway; angiogenesis. The record is from RefSeq and is a predicted model, not a curated record.
CCCAGAGAGCGGCGGGGGUUCUCGGGGUCUCGGCCCCUGUUUUCCCUGCCGGUGCAGAAGCGGCCGCGGGGGCCCCGUCCUAAGUCCCCGGACUCCGAUCCAACCAAGGACUCCAGCGUGUAGGGGACCAGAGAGAGAAGCCACCCAGCCUCAGCGGGGCGCUCGGCGACUUCAGCUAACGGGCCGGCGUGGGCCGCGGCGAGCAGUGCUGGCCAUUGGAGUGUGCGGCUGCGGAGGGAGGGCACCCCGACUCGAGUAAGUUUGGAGAGCGUCGCAGUCAGUCCCGCGCAGCAACAAGAUGCCGAGCGCGCAGUGGAGACCCGGAGCUCUCCCAACGCAACUUCGUCCUGCCUGAGCGAGCUGCGGUUUCCGAGGGCCUCUCCAACCAAGGAAAAGCAAAAACGCCGGGAUCUCUCCGACGGAACCACCAUCCCCCGCAGCAAGUGAAGGCUCGCUCGCCUCGCCCUCUAGCGUUCUUCUGGAGAAGCGCCUCCCCCGGAUUCCUGGAGACACCGUGCACCAUGGGGUCUACCAGCAUCCCGCUGGUGAAGGCCCUCCGCAGUCCUGUCUCCGACUAUGUUAACUAUGACAUCAUCGUCCGGCAUUAUAACUACACAGGAAAGCUGAACAUCAGCGCGGACAAGGAGAAUGGCAUUAAACUGAGCUCGGUGGUCUUCAUUCUCAUCUGCUGUUGUAUCAUCCUAGAGAACAUCUUUGUCUUGCUGACCAUUUGGAAAACCAAGAAGUUCCACCGACCUAUGUACUACUUUAUUGGCAACCUGGCCCUCUCAGAUCUGUUGGCAGGAGUGGCCUACACAGCCAACCUGCUGUUGUCUGGUGCCACCACCUACAAGCUCACCCCCGCCCAGUGGUUUCUGCGGGAAGGGAGUAUGUUUGUGGCGCUGUCUGCCUCCGUGUUCAGCCUCCUCGCCAUCGCCAUCGAGCGCUAUAUCACGAUGCUGAAAAUGAAACUCCACAACGGGAGUAACAGCUUCCGCUCCUUCCUGCUGAUCAGCGCCUGCUGGGUUAUCUCCCUCAUCCUGGGCGGCCUGCCCAUCAUGGGCUGGAACUGCAUCAGCGCGCUCUACAACUGCUCCACCGUCCUGCCGCUCUACCACAAGCACUAUAUCCUCUUCUGCACCACAGUGUUCACUCUGCUCCUGUUGGCCAUCGUCAUCCUCUACUGCCGGAUCUACUCCUUGGUUAGGACUCGGAGCCGCCGCCUGACCUUCCGCAAGAACAUGUCGAAGGCCAGCCGCAGCUCGGAGAAGUCGCUGGCGCUGCUCAAGACCGUGAUCAUCGUCCUGAGCGUCUUCAUCGCCUGCUGGGCGCCCCUCUUCAUCCUGCUCCUGCUGGACGUGGGCUGCAAGGUGAAGACCUGCGACAUUCUCUUCAGAGCUGAGUACUUCCUGGUGCUGGCCGUGCUCAACUCGGGCACCAACCCCAUCAUUUAUACCCUGACCAACAAGGAGAUGCGCCGAGCCUUCAUCCGGAUCCUGUCCUGCUGCAAGUGCCCCAGCGGGGACUCUGCAGGCAAAUUCAAGCGACCCAUCAUUGCCGGCAUGGAAUUCAGCCGCAGUAAGUCGGACAACUCCUCCCACCCGCAGAAGGACGAUGGGGACAACCCAGAGACCAUUAUGUCCUCUGGAAAUGUCAACUCUUCCUCCUAAACCGAGCGCUGCCGACCCUUGGAGAGAGUUCUUGUGUGGUGACCCACCAGCCAGUGUUUGGAAAAAAAAAAAAAAAUCUCUGUCUCAACUGCUGCCAGGGAGGAGCUGCUGGGAGCCAGAGGGAGGAUGGGCAGAGUAAGAGCAGCCUGGUGGUGCAGGGGUGUUGGCGGGUUAGUUCCUGUGAACAAUGCACUGGGAAGGGUGGAGAUCAGGUCCUGGCCUGGAAUCUAUUUCCUACCCCCACCGCCUGGCCCGGCCUGCCCUGGAGCUUUGAUUUUGCACUGAGCCAAAGGUCUAGCAUUGUCAAGCUCCUG